This is a messenger RNA of Nothoprocta perdicaria, 1256 nucleotides long. It is a transcript of the gene DAP, whose product is annotated as death associated protein. NCBI's taxonomy places the organism in Eukaryota, Metazoa, Chordata, Aves, Tinamiformes, Tinamidae. Gene Ontology annotation, biological process: apoptotic signaling pathway; negative regulation of autophagy; cellular response to amino acid starvation. Bases 81 to 395 code for a protein of 104 amino acids. Gene Ontology annotation, molecular function: death domain binding. The record is from RefSeq and is a predicted model, not a curated record. The transcript has 4 exons.
GGGCCGGGACAGGACAGGACAGGACAGGACAGGGGAGCGCGGCUCCGUGUGUCCCGCAGAGCAGCGCUGGGCGCGCGGACAUGUCCUCGCCGCCCAAAGAGAAAGCGGAGACGCGCGCCGGGCACCCGCCUGCCGUGAAAGCUGGCGGGAUGCGGAUUGUGCAGAAACACCCCCACAAUUCUGAGGCCAAAGAAGAAAAAGAUAAGGAUGACCAAGACUGGGAAACCAGCAGCCCACCUAAACCAGCAGUGUUCAUCUCUGGAGUCAUUGCCAGGGGAGAUAAGGACUUCCCUCCAGCUGCAGCUCAGGUAGCUCACCAGAAACCCCAUCCUUCUGUGGAGAAGCUCCCUCAUCCGCAGCAUGUCAAGCAGCACAUCCACCAGCCUCGCAAGUGAGCUCUCCAUCAAAAGUCCCAGCCCAAAUGCCAUCAACGAAUCCGCUUCCAAGAGAGGAAUGCUAAUCCCAUUAGCAUUCAUGCUACCAAAUCAGCAAAAUUGGUCUCUAAAAUAAUGUGUUGCUUCUUUUCUCUAUGUAUGUUUCAUUCUCAAAGGUUAAUAAGAAUGGAGACAUUGAUCGGUUGUUAUCCCAGGUGGAAAUUUUCCCCCUUCUCUGUUACGUAUUUGCUGAUCAGGGGUGUUAUUCAGCUUCUCCAGUUUGCUUUUCUGUGAGACUCUCUUACUACAAAGGCAAAAAUUCAAAAUGAGUAAUAUGAUUAAUGAUUUAAAGAAAUUGUACUUUUAGCUCUGGCAUCACAGUAGCACAUACAUAGUUAAUGCAGGUUUUUUAUGCUAAAACAGUAAGAAUGAGGAACCCAUUGGUGCUGGUGCUUUUACGUUCUGGAGAAAGCUUGUAUAUUUGAUACAGAAAUUGGUGGUUGCCUUGAGGCCCCUUGAGGUCUUUAGUAUCCUAAGAAAUGAUACCUCAGCAGCAGUUGCAUCCAGUUUCAACUAAUAAGAUGAGAACAGGGUCCAGAUAUAUUCUCAAGGGGGCACAAAUUCAGCUGAAUUUUCCUUGUACUCCACUGCACUCACCCAAUCUUGUUGAAGUACUUCCAUGCAGGCUUUGCACAUAUGGAGCUCUCUGGGUACGAACGGGGUGAGAAAUCAGAAUUUCAGAAACACUUCUGCUGUCUGCAACACAUUUGUGAUCUCAUUUGUCUCACUAGGGGCUCUAUUUUUAUGAGGUGAUCAUUUCUCAAUUGCAAUAGCAAGCUGAAAGAGUUUGGGACCUUGCAGAAUUAAACUUAAAAAUAACCU